AUGGGUGACGCCGAGGCGGGUAAGCUGAGGCAGUCGGCAUACAGCGACUUCCCGCCGCCCGCCGACAGCCCCAAUUUCAUGCAUCAUUCCGGCAUGCUGGAAUACCUCACGCAAUACAGCAAGAACUUCGACCUGAACUCUCACAUCCGUUUCAACCAUGUCGUGGAGUCCAUGAGAACAUCAGCCGGCGAAGCCGACACGAGUUGCGGUGAUGGCAGUGAGCAUCGCUGGACAGUGUCCGGCCGGGACACGACCACGGGACAGAGCUUCACGUUGCACGCGGACGCCGUGGUAGUGUGCAGCGGACACCACGCGGUGCCCAAGUGGCCCGAUUUGCCAGGCCUCCGAGACGCGUUCCGCGGUCGAGUCGUGCAUGCGCGCGAAUACCGGAGGGCGUCCAUGUUCGAGGACCGGCGCGUGCUGGUGCUGGGCAUGGGUAACUCUGGAGGGGACAUCGCCGUCGAACUGAGCUACGUCUGUCCGCAGGUAUACAUGAGCACCAGGCGGGGGACGUGGGUGGCCCCUCGUCUGGCACCCGGUGGCCUUCCCAUGGACGUGACCAUGUGCACCCGGGCGCUGAACACGGCUCGCUCGCUUCUGCCGUUCGACAUCGGGGCUCGCACCUUCGAGAGGGUCCUCAACAGCCACUUCGACCACAAGAUGUACGGCCUCAAACCGGCGCACCACGCCAUCAAUCAGCAGCCUUUCGUCAACGACGUCCUCCCUUCCCGGAUACUCACGGGAACGGUGCAGAUUCGAGGCAAUGUCUCGCGGCUGGGUCCGGACUACGCAGAGUUCCGCGAUGGCUCACGCGUUGUGAUCGACGACGUCAUCGUUGCGACGGGUUACUCCAAGCACUACCCGUUCCUGCCGCCAGAGGUGGCUCCCUACGUGCGCGAAGACCGCGUCGAGCUCUACAAGUUCAUCUUUCCCGUGGAGGACCCGAGCGUCGCCUUUGUGGGACUGGUGGAGCCCAUCGGCGGGUUCUGGCCGGUGGCCGAGAUGCAAGCACGCUACGUGGCUCGUGUGCUGUCCGGCAAGCUGCCACUACCGGACGUCGAGAGGCAGAGGAAAGAGGCGGCACGCAGGGCGUCCGCUUUAGCCAUCGACAGCGCCCGCUACGCCGCGCAGGUCCACUGGAUCGCGUACAUGGACGAGCUGGCGAGCAUACUCGGUGUAAAGCCCAACCUGAGUCGUCUGGCGAUCACAGACCCGGUGCUUUACAAGCGAUGCGUAUUCGGGCCCUGCCUACCAUACCAGUUCCGGCUCGAGGGACCCCAUUCGUGGGAUGGUGCUCGCGAGGCCAUACUCGAUUUCCCCAAGCGUGUCGCCUCCGUUCUGACUCCGCUCACGGCGCCAGAGGGGACACGUCUGCGCAGAGCCACCGCUGGAGCCAUCGACAUAGCGGCCACCUGCACAGUCAUGAUCCUUAUAGCUUACGUCCUUUCGCUAGCCAUCUGAAAGGACGUAACCUGGCAUGUGUGUUUUCGUUGACUAAUGCGAGAGGAGGAUUCUGAUACAACGGCGGGCAGAUAUUGCGUUGCAUAUGCGUUGGCAGCCAUUUGCCCGCCAGAGUGGUACCUGUUGAACGUAAAAGGCGGCAUCGAAAAACCAACGACAAGAUGGACGUGGCGAUCGCGCAUAGAGACGUAA
This is a messenger RNA of Rhipicephalus sanguineus (brown dog tick), 1653 nucleotides long. Its product is annotated as flavin-containing monooxygenase 5. Lineage: Eukaryota; Metazoa; Arthropoda; Arachnida; Ixodida; Ixodidae. The record is from RefSeq and is a predicted model, not a curated record. Gene Ontology annotation, molecular function: N,N-dimethylaniline monooxygenase activity; NADP binding; flavin adenine dinucleotide binding. The transcript is spliced from 6 exons. The coding region runs from base 1 to 1461 and encodes 486 amino acids.